This is a messenger RNA of Nerophis lumbriciformis (worm pipefish), 4353 nucleotides long. It is a transcript of the gene pou3f3b, whose product is annotated as POU class 3 homeobox 3b. Lineage: Eukaryota; Metazoa; Chordata; Actinopteri; Syngnathiformes; Syngnathidae. Gene Ontology annotation, biological process: regulation of transcription by RNA polymerase II; brain development. Gene Ontology annotation, cellular component: nucleus. The record is from RefSeq and is a predicted model, not a curated record. Gene Ontology annotation, molecular function: DNA-binding transcription factor activity, RNA polymerase II-specific; RNA polymerase II cis-regulatory region sequence-specific DNA binding.
GGGUUUACCACAAACAUAUUCAUAAGGCUUGAAGGAAUGGCCACCGCGGCGUCCAAUCCUUAUCUGGCCAGCAAUAGCAUCUUAUCGUCCGGCUCCAUCGUGCACUCGGACUCGGGAGGAGGUGGCAUGCAGCCGGGCAGCGCUGCUGUGACCUCGGGCUCGGGGGGCUACCGAGGCGACCCCUCCAUUAAGAUGGUGCAGAGUGACUUUAUGCAAGGCGCCAUGGCGGCGAGCAACGGGGGGCACAUGCUGAGCCAUGCCCACCAGUGGGUGACCUCGCUCCCGCACGCCGCCGCCGCCGCAGCCGCCGCCGCCGUGGCCGCGGCCGAAGCCGCCUCGCCGUGGUCGUCGAGCCCGGUCGGCAUGAGCGCCAGCCCGCAGCAGCAGGACGUGAAGAACGCCGCCAGGGACGACCUGCACACGGGCACCGCGCUGCACCACCGGGCGCCCCACCUGGCGCACCAGACUCACGCUUGGGGCAGCACCACGGCGGCGCAUAUGAACUCCAUAUCCGGUGGGCAGCAGCAGCAGCAGCAGCAGCAGCAGUCGCUCCUCUACUCCCAGCCGGGGUUCACCGUCAACGGCAUGCUGAGCCCCGGGAGCCAAAGCCUGGUGCACCCGAGCUUGGUGCGCAACGACACGCCGGACCUGGACCACGGCAGCCACCACCACCACCACCACCAGCACCACUCGCACCACCAGCACCACGGCGGCAGCCACGACCCGCACUCGGACGACGACACGCCGACCUCGGACGACCUGGAGCAGUUCGCCAAGCAGUUCAAGCAGCGGCGGAUCAAGCUGGGCUUUACGCAGGCGGACGUGGGCCUGGCGCUGGGCACGCUCUACGGCAACGUCUUCUCCCAGACCACCAUCUGCAGGUUCGAGGCCCUGCAGCUCAGCUUCAAGAACAUGUGCAAGCUGAAGCCGCUGCUGAACAAGUGGCUGGAGGAGGCCGACUCGACCACCGGCAGCCCCACCAGCAUCGACAAGAUCGCCGCGCAGGGCCGCAAGCGCAAAAAGCGCACGUCCAUCGAGGUGAGCGUCAAGGGCGCGCUGGAGAGCCACUUUCUCAAGUGUCCCAAGCCCUCCGCGCAGGAGAUCAGCGGCCUGGCGGACAACCUGCAGCUGGAGAAGGAGGUGGUCCGGGUGUGGUUUUGCAAUAGGAGGCAGAAGGAGAAGCGGAUGACGCCGCCAGGAGUGGCGCAGACGCCGGAGGAUGUGUACUCUCAGGUCGGCAAUGGGCAUUUUUUAGUAGAUUACUUAAAAGAUGCGAGUGAGGCGAGCGACCAGAGGGUGACAACCACAAGUUCAUUCCACCAGGUAAUUUUGGCGCAUUGAGAAACACACCAAGAGACCCCCCCAGCACCAUCAAGUGUUAUUAUUAUUAUUAUUAUUAUUAUUACUAUUAUUAUUAUUAUCAUUACUGCCAUGCCCCUCUCUCUCCUCCCCUGCAAAACAACCGUGUUUGUGUUUGAUUGACACAAAGGGCCCAGCUUUUUUUCUCUCCUUUUUUUAAUGCAUUUAACAAACAGAAUGCAAAUCCACAACGCUUCCUUUUUGGUUUUCUCACCCACAAGCGAAGGAUCAGGGAUUUUUUUUUUUCUUCUCUCCAAAAAACAAACAAAAAGACUGAAAAAUACCCUUUCAGAUCUCAAAGAUCUCACCCCACCCAACCCCCAUGGCUUUUAUUUUUGUAUUAUUUAACGGACGUCGUGGUGGAUUCUUCUUCUCCAAUUUUUUGGGGGGGUUAUUCCAACAAAAGACAUUUUGGAAGAAAAAAAAAGACUUCAUGAAGCUGCACUUAUUUGCGAAAGGGAAAGAAAACAAAAACGUGUGUUGCCAGGUGUGACUGAGUAUGGACGUACUAUUAAUAAUAAUAAUAAUAAUAAUAAUAAUAAUAAUGCUGCCCUUUCUACGCAGUGUUCUUUGCUAGGUUUUAAUAAACACGACUCUGUAAAAAAAAAAAAAAAAAAAAAAAAAAAAAAAAAAAUCGGCAAUAUAGAUCACUAGAUCCGAAUUAUUGUCUUUAUAUUUUUCAUCAGAAUGAUUUCUUUGAAUAUUUUAUGUGGAAUAGAUUAUUCCAAACGGUAAUUUAUUUGUCUCCCCCCCACUGCGCCCCCCCUGCCUCCCCCCUGCCCAUGGAUUUGUGUAAAAAUGAUUUUCUCUUUUCUUAUUUGUCCAUCUUUAUUUUUUUAUAUUCUGAAGGAGCACAAAUCAUCACAAGCUGACCGUUGUUAGGGUAUAUAUUUUUGAUGUGAUCAUUUGAUUGUAAUUUAAUUUUCAGUAGUGGUUACCGUACGAGCUGAUUGAGACACAAUAAAUUUGUUAGAAUGAAAAGCAGUUAAAUGUUGUGUGUUAAAUUGUCUUUUUUACUUUAUUUUUUGCAACCGACUUAAACAAAAAAAAAAAUCCACUUUUUUAUUUAUUUAGAUCUACUGGUGUAAAAUAUUAUCAUGCAGGCCCAAUAAUAUCCACAACGUGUAUUUUUAUUUUAUUUAAUUUUUUACACUAAUAUUAUGCUUGCAAUAUUAAUGCAUAAUAUUAUUCUGUACAGGCUUAAUUAUCAGCAUGAAAAUUAUAGAAAUAUUUAUUAUAUUAUAACCUAAAUUUGGGAUAUUAAAUAUGUAAAUAUGUCACAUAAAUUAGCAGCUGCACUGCUCCCCAUGCAACAUAUUUUUGGAUGAUUAUUAUAUUCACCCAAACUUGUUUUUGAACUCCCAGAACGUGUCCUGCCAUCGGGGUUGCACGGUUUGAAUUUCGCGGAUGAUUCCCCCCUCACCCCCCCCGCACUAGUUGCCUAGCAACCGAAUUCAAUGAUCACAUCGAGAACGUGCAUUUCUCCCUUUGUCUAUCCGCGUUACCGGAUGUGGUGCACAUGCGCACAAGUCACGAUACAACUUUUUUUUUUUUUUUUUUUAAAUCACAAACUGUUUUAUUUUGUUUUGUUUUAAUCGAACUGAGAUGAAUGUUGCUUUUUUUUUUUUUUUUUUUUUUUUUUUUUUUUGUUCGAUCCCUGCACCUGCAAAAAAUAGUGCACGUGCAAAUAAGUACGUUCUUGCGUGACGUGUGCACACAUAUCCCAAUCUGGGACACAAAAAAAAGCAAGCUUCAAAUCUCAUAAUGGGUUUUGAUCCGCCUAUUCUGCAACAAGCUUUGGCUUUUUUUUCAUGGCUCUCUUCUCUUCUCUUGGCAGGGGUGUGUGCGGGGCCCUGGGAGCCCACCCCCCCAAAAAAAAUAUCGAAGCAUGAGCUUGUUGUCACACCACUCCUUAAAAACAUUUAUUUUUUUUAUUUUUAUUUUUUUUUUGCUUGUAUUUUAAAAUGUUUCCAUAUUCUUGCAAAAUGGUAAUAAUCCCUUAUUCACAUUUUAAACCAACACAUCUAAAAAUGUCACUGGUAUUUCCAAGGUUGUUUUUUUUUUUCUAAUGCAUGUUGCAUUAAAUUAUUAAUUGGUAAUAUAGUUUAGAAUAUUUAGAUUACUUCAAACACAAUAAAAAAAAAAGUUGCAAUUUAACAUGUCCAAAAAGCAGAGUUUAUUUUGCACGCUCAGCAAUUACAGAUGUGCAAUUUAUGUAGGCCAUCAUUUAUUAUUAUUAUUUUAAAAAAUUAAGAAAUAUUUGCAAAUAAAAAAGAAACAUACAUCGUCUAGUUUUGGUUUGUCCAAAUUGCUUGUUUGAUUGGAAAAAAAGAAAAAAGAAAAAAAGAAAACAUAACAAUUGAAACAAGUAAUUGAGUAAUAUUGACCAAAACCUGGUGUUGUAUUAGUACAAUAUGUAUUAAAGUUAUUUUUUCCGUUUUUUUUCUAAUGCAUGUUGCAUAAAAUUAUUAAUUGGUAAUAUAGUUUAGAAUAUUUAGAUUACUUUGAACACAAUAAUAAUUUUAAAAAAAAGUAGCAAUUUAACAUGUCCAAAAAGCAGAGCUUAGUAUGCAUGCUCAGCAAUUACAGAUGUGCAAUUUAUGUAGGCCAUCAUUUAUUAUUAUUAUUUUUUAAAUAAUAAUAAUUAUUAGCAAAAAAAAAGAAAGAUACAUCGUGUAGUUUUGGUUUGUCCAAAUAGCUUGUUUAAUUGGGAAGCAAAUAAAAAAAUAAAAAAUAAAAAAAAGGAAACACAUAACAAUUGAAACAAGUAAUUGAGUAAUAUUGACCAGAUCCUGGUGUUUUAAUAGUACAAUAUGUAUUAAAGUUAUUUUUUCCGUUUUUUUUCUAAUGCGUGUUGCAUUAAAUUAUUAAUUGGUAAUAUAGUUUAGAAUAUUUAGAUAACUUCGAACACAAUAAAAAAAAAAUGUCCAAAAAGCAGAGCUUAUUAUGCAUGCUCAGCAAUUACAGAUGUGCAAUUUAAGUAGGCCAUCAUUU